AUGAAAAACCGCAUUAAAGACAAAAAAUUGAUCAGUCAACAAAAACAGUCGAUAUGGUCAACAAGUGUUUCAAAUUUUGCAUUUUUUUAUUUUGCUGUUUUCAAGGAAUUUUGAGCAUCAACAUUAUCAACAAAUCUGAAUGGGGCGGACUAGUUGCUGUUUCAAAAAGCUCUCUUGAAAUUAAUUUAGAAUAUGCUGUUAUUCAUCAUUCAGCUGGUUCUUACUGCAACACAACGGAGACUUGCAAGCAACAGAUGCGUAAUAUACAAUCUUAUCAUAUGAAAACGUUAGGAUGGGAUGAUAUUGGUUAUAAUUUUGGUAUUGGUGCUGAUGGAAACGUUUAUGAAGGUCGUGGAUUUGGCAUUCAAGGUGCUCACGCUUCAGGAUGGAAUACUAAAUCGAUUGGCAUAAUGUUCAUUGGAAAUUAUAAUGAUCACACACCCACGAAUACUCAAAUUUUACUCGCAAAAGAGCUGCUUAAUGAAGGGGUCUUUCAAGGAUAUCUUUCGCCAAAAUAUGUAUUGUAUGGACACAGACAAGUUGGUAAAACAGAAUGUCCUGGAAACAAAUUGUUUGCUGAAAUUCAAAAAUGGUCGCAUUGGAAGAUUGGAGUCUAAUUAAAAUAAAAACGUUGAGAAAAAAAAUAAAUU
Molecule: messenger RNA, 650 nt
Organism: Episyrphus balteatus (marmalade hoverfly)
Lineage: Eukaryota; Metazoa; Arthropoda; Insecta; Diptera; Syrphidae
Gene: PGRP-SC2
Product: peptidoglycan-recognition protein SC2
Exons: 3
Coding region: 54-617 (187 amino acids)
Biological process (GO): peptidoglycan catabolic process; innate immune response
Molecular function (GO): peptidoglycan binding; zinc ion binding; N-acetylmuramoyl-L-alanine amidase activity
Source: RefSeq, a predicted model, not a curated record